Messenger RNA from Xyrichtys novacula (pearly razorfish), 7252 nucleotides. NCBI's taxonomy places the organism in Eukaryota, Metazoa, Chordata, Actinopteri, Labriformes, Labridae. The record is from the annotation of a GenBank genome assembly.
UGCUUUGUUGUGGGGUGAACAGUAGAGUCACGAGGCAGGGACAUGUAAAAAAAAAUGUCCCAGAUUGUUGCGACACUGUUAAAUCCUGUCUGAUAUUAACCCAACAAGUCCAACAGAGAUAAUACUUUUCAAACAAAGUUUUCAAACACAGAUGUGAGCUUUUUUGGCUCAGCGUGUACGUGGUUUACCGUGCUGUUGCAGCCAGCCUCAAGUGGGCACUUGGGGGGACUGCAGUUUUUAGCGCUUCUGCACCACCCUCAUUUCUCAAGGGAGACGUCCACCAAACUGAAGAAAACAGAUAUGAAGCAGCCACAAACCUCAACCAACUGACUUUGUCAUUUUUAUCGACAAAUCAAAUUCAAACGAGCAAAAUCAUCUUAUCAGCUUGCAUUAGUUGGUGCUUUUAGUUGGUUAUUACUGGGUAAUGAGCGAGGUUAUGUAUAGUAAGGGAAUAGUAGGAUGAGACAAGACUAACAUGAGGUGAAGGGUAUAGUCACCCCUGACUGGAUUAUUUCAUAUAAACUGACCUGCUUGGUGUAAAUCAUUCCUAACACAAUGUGUACCUGUAUAUAAUACGAUUUUCACAGUGAUAUUGUCUGAAACACCCUCAUAAAGAGCAAAAAAACCUUGACUUCUCAGUAUCAGAAUGAGGAACUGCUGAGUCAGGCAUUCAUUCUUCUUUGUAAUUACAGGGAAAAAAAGAAGAAAAAAAAAACCUGGCUGUGGUUUUGCGUAUAAUCCAUGAUUCAGAUGAUUGGCGUGGCAUAAAAAGGAUUGAAUUCACAAAGAAACUGCAAAGUCAUGGAGAGACUGCCUCUACAUGAAUGAUCAGCAAAUGACUAUUACUUACAUCACAUUAACUGCUGUAAGCUUGAGGCGGCUGUUGCUCAGUAGGGGAGACCGGGGCUUGUUGUCACACUUUUUACACUCUUAUAUAUAUCUUGAAAUUAAUACAUCCUAUAUAAACAAAACGUGUACCACAUGAAAGACAAAAGUCUCAGGUAUAUAUUUCAUAUUCAUGUCAUUUUCAUAUCUUGUGUCAGUGCAGAGUUAUAAGCAAUCAAAUAGAGAGUGUGAACAUGUGACAUGUUGCCCCACCAUUGGGUAAGAUGUCACAGUGGAUUUUGCAGCUAUUAAAACAAAGACAAAAUUAUUGUUGUUCUCAUUUUUUUACAUGAAAGUGGACAUUAAAGUCAGGCACAGAAAAAGAUUAUCAUUGAGCUCGAAAAAGUCAUCCAACAAACGUUGAUAUAAAAUAAUAUGCACCAUACUCUGGAGUUUGGAGAGCUGUCUGACUCUGUAUUUCGGCUGAGGUUGAUGGUUUGCAGUACCGAGCCCAGGUAUUGUAGUUGACAUUAAAGUCCUUUAUUGUAGUCCAGAUUGAUUUAUUAGCUAGGGUCACCUGCCUGACUGCCCUUAGCAUCACGUCAGGUAUUGCACUGCCAUGUUCUGUUUUUCUUUUGUAAUUCCUGACCAUGUUUUCUAAUUGCAAUGUGACAACUUUCCUAUGUGACAACAAGCCCCAGUCUCCCCUACUAGUUGGUCUUCUCUCAUUUGAAAAGCUGGCUGUCCUGUACAUCAGGUAGUCCAUAUGACAAAUCCUAUGACACUGAACCCCCCAAAUUUUCACACAGAUACAGAUCAUAAAUGCUAAAAUAAUUUAAAAAAAAAUACACAUACUUAUACCAUUAUUAUUGCAAGGUAGCCAUAAAUCACAUGACCUUUGUUGUUAGUGUUGCUGUUGUUUAUCUAUCCCUCUCUUUCUGCAUCUCUCUCCAAAGUUUCUGUCCAUUAAAAGAAAGUUCUUAUUCUCUUAUAUCAAAUCCUUCCUGAUCCAUCUGUGAUAAAGAGGCCCUUUGUUCUGCAUUUCGACUGCUGUCCUCCACAGCUCCCUCUGGUGAAUAGAAGAAGGUAUAGCAGUUCAACAUUUUUAGCAGAAAGAGAAGAGCAAUGCAGACAGGACAGAAAAUAAAAACAGAUGAUUUUCACAUUAUUAAAAUAAAGAGCGGUAACACUUUACUUGACACCUAUCUCUAUAACGCAUUAUAAAUAUAUGUAUAAUGUGUUAUUAUCAUGUUAUAGCACUGUAAAACUAUAGUAAUAAACACUCAUAAAUGAUCAUAAUGCUUUAUAGCAAUAAUCAUAACACAUUAUAAAGCAUUUUAUCACGACUUACAAGGUCAGGUAUUAUAAUGUGUUAUGCUUAUUGUUAUAAAGCCUUAUGAUAAUUAAUGAGUGUUUAUAAUGAUAGUUAUACAAGUUUAUAAGCAAAUUAUAAUUCAUCAUAAAUAUAUGUACAGUGCAUAAUCUAUGUGGGCAUUGUCACACUGAACAGUUAUAACACAUUAUAAUACCUGACCUUGUAAAUCUUGAUAAAAUGCUUUAUAAUGUGUUAUGAUUAUUGCUAUGAAGCAUUAUGAUCAUUUAUGAGUGUUAAUAACUAUAGCUAUACAGUGCUUUAAUGUCACUAUACAGUAACUCAUUAUACAUAUAUUUAUAGCGAUAGGUGUCAAGUAAAGCGUUACCUUAAGAGCUACAAGCUGCAACAGUAGAAAAAAAAUAAGAAAUCUACCUUUACUUGGUGUACUCCCAGUUUGAUACUCCCACAACUCUCAGGCUCAUUAUGGUAGAGUAAACACCACAUGGUCAAACUGAACCUUGUCACCUCUCCUUAGAUUUGCAUGCGGCCUCGGUCCAGACUUCAGAGCGCUCCAGUCCGACUCAGAUGAGGCUCCUCUCAAGAAGGUUUGCUGAAGGCACUUGUUACUGACUGGCGGAUUAUGAGAGCGAGUGACUUUAUCUUAACCCUGACUUAUUGUUCAUGUGUAACGUAGAAGAAAUUUUCUCAAAGUGGAUUUAAGUGGACUAUGAACUACAAGCGGAGAAUGAGGGCUGUACCGGCAGAGCUUUGUUUGCUGGCAUGUUUGACUCUAAAUGUUGGCCUGACUUUGGGUAUGGGACCAAACAAAGGCAUGGUAUUUACAUUUCUAUUACCAGCUGGCACCACUGAGUGUUUUUUCCAAACCGCAGAGAAUAAUGGCAGCAUUGAAGUAAUAUAUCAGGUAAGAAAAUCUCCCUCUCAUUUCCUUUCUAGAUCAGAAACAAAGACAGUGUAAUAGAGUGAGUGUUAGGUUGCAAGAUUUUGAUAGAUUUAUUCAAGAAAAAGAUUAAAUUCUUACAAAAAGCGGCAAAUUAACCGGCUUUGGACUUUGGUCUUGUAGGUUGUAAGAUAAGACAACCACUGCUGCUAUUGUUGAAAGUCACUUGACCUUAGAUAGGGUAAAGAGAGCCUGAGACAUACAGAAGUUCAGAGCUACAUGAGAACAUGAUGCAGAGAUUGCACAUCAAUAUUUCAUAUUUCAGUUUUGUAAUAUUACAGUCAUAGCACACUUGUUCUCUAAUAAGCUUCUAUUUAUGACAUCUGAUUGACCUUAGUCAUCAUGACCGUGAUCUCUGUCUUGUUUCACUUCCGUCUGCUGCACUGCUGUCAUCUAACCACAACUGCACCACCUGGCAGCUGCAAGUAUAAGUAUUUGGUCAUCAACUCGGCUGCUGUUUGCAUGAGCAUGAGUCUUCUCCCCUCACUCCACUGACAGUCACAGCUGCAGCUAAUGCUUAACAUUUAUAUUCAUCAGCAGGCCAGUGAAAAACAUAAAGAGACUAAACCUUACAGGUGGCCCGCUGUGAUGGGCGAAAGAGUUAAUGAAUACUUAUCAGUGUCAGUUUUAUGCUUAUUAGUAGAUAAUGUGGCAGGCGAUGUGAGCUGGCUGGUUACUCAGUGUGCUAUCAAAGCUUAUAUUUGAAUUUCACUCUGUAGCUGCUUAGAUAGACUAAUGAAAGCAUGAGUGGCGUGUCUGAUGUGAGAACAUACAGAUAUCAGUGGAAGUAGGAGCUGGAAGCUGUAGUAUGUGCUGCAUUAGUGACCUCAGUCUUUUGUGUUUUCUUGCAGGUGAUAGCCGGGUCAGGUCUGGACGUCGGCUUCAGCCUCAUCUCACCCAGCGGGCACCGUCUGGCCUCCGACUUCAGGAAAUCUGAUGGCCUUCAUACGUGAGUCGAAAUGCUUUGAAACUCCCACUUGUGUUUGAUGUAGUCUUCUCUCCUGUCGAGACACUUUGUAAAAUGUAGAUUUAGAUGAUUUUUAAAAAUGAUCUGAAAAGAUAAUAGUUCAAGGUUUACAUAUCUCACAUCAGGGGAAAAAGCUCACCAUUCAAUGAGAGGCUGUGUGCAAAUGACUCAAAUUUCAGAGUAAUGUUCCUUGGUGUAAAAUUACACUAAAAAUAUGAGGAUUUCAGUAUCUACAGUUGGCUUGAAUAUCAUCAAAAGGUGAUAGAGAUGGUGGAAUUUCUGUGCAAAAAGUACAAGGCCAAAAACCAUAGACUGUAUAUACUAUAUAAUAUAAUAUAAUAUAAUAUAAUAUAAUAUAAUAUAAUAUAAUAUAUUUAAAUAUAAAAAUAUUAUAUUAUAUAUAGUAUAGGAAUUAUAUAUAUAUACUGUAUAUAUAUUCUAGUAUUACUAUACUAUACUAAAUACUAUUCUAUAUACAGUCUAUGCCAAAAAAAUGUCCUUUUGUAGUUUGUUAGUUUCCAAAAACAUCUAAUGUUUCAAACAAGAUAAAUAUAUAUAUUUGAUAAAUUUUAAGGACAUUUUGAUUUUUUUGGUUACAGUAGUUAGUGAACUAAAUAUUUACAGCACCAGAAGAAAUUGAAAUUUCCAGCCAUAAUUUGUGGUUUCAGGCAUUAAAGGGCUACGUUCAAUCAAGAUGGACUGAGGCAAAGUGGAAAACAGUCCUGUGCUCUGAGGACUCAAAAUAAGAGAUUCCUUGUGAAAACCAGGUUUAUAUGUAUUUAAACACCCCAUGCUGACAUCCAAACAUGCCUGUUUUUAAAAGGAAGGCCUUGCACAUUUCAUCAAGACAGUAUCAAACCUUAUUCUGUGCAUACCAUAACAGUCGCUAAGUCAAAAAAGGAGGUCUAUAAUUAAUGAUCGCUUAAAAACCUAUAUCAGGCCAAAAAAAAAAAAUCAUGUUCUUAGCACUUCCUCUUCCUCCAGAGAGAUGUUAUCCUUUGUUUAGUCAUUGCUACAGCAGGUACUUUCAGCCAUGGUUUGAAUAAGAGCAAAGGUCACAAAUACUGUCAUGUAUUUCUUAUCCUGCAGGGUGAAUCCCACAGAGGAGGGAGACUACAGGUUUUGUUUUGACAACAGCUUCAGUAAACUGUCAGAGAAGAUGGUGUUCUUUGAGCUGACCACGAAUAAUCCGGACAUAGAGGAAGGGGCUCAGGUUCAGUGGGUGGACAUGGACAGAACAGACAGCCUGCUGGAGUACAAACUGGAGGACAUUAGGGUAAGAUGUAAAAACAAAGAGACCGUUUCUCCGCUGCAGCCAUGAAACGUGUUCAGACAACACUUCAGUCACUUAGUGUUACUCUUUUUCAUGUAACACGUCCAAAGCUGUGACUUUCAUCUCCAUCUUUGCUUUUCCCUUUCCAGGCGACUAUGGACUCAGUGCACCGAAACCUGGAGCGGACUCGUCAGGUCCAGACUGUGCUGAGGGCCUUUGAAGCCAGGGACCGCUACCUUCUGGAGGACAACCUGUGGCGAGUGUCCUUCUGGUCCUGCCUCACUCUGCUUGUCAUGCUCACCGUGGCUGUCACCCAAAUCUACACCCUGCGUCGCCUCUUUGAAGACAAACAGCAUGUGCGCACAUAGUCAAAACAAAACUCCUGCUUCAUUUGCAUAUUUUCACACUUUUAAGUUUGACCUUUAAACACGUGACAGAUUCGUGAUAUUGAAAUGAAUUUAAAGGGGUAGUUCACACUUUUUUAAAACUGUCUCAUCAUGCAUUGAUGACAUUCUUUUAUAGAAAUCUCCUUUUUUUUUUUAGCAAAUUGUGAUUAAAGUUUCAUUUAUACUUAACACUUGGAUUUACAGUGAACUGUACAUAAUGUAAAUAUAAGCAGAAAACACCUGUAGCACUGAUACUCAGAAGUUAUGUCUCUGUGAAAGCUAGAAAAUCAAAUCCACUCUCACUGGGAUGUUAUUUUAUUGAGGUUCAAAAACUACAUUUUACAUCAACAUCGAUACCCCUUUACUCAGUUUUCACAAAACCAAGAGCAAACAAUAAUACACACACCACAUAUUAAAAAUCCUCACCUCCUGAGAAUGCACUGUAACUCUGUUUUUUUACUGAAUGAACAGUACAAAACACACCUAAAAUCAAAUUCGCAUGGUAUAACAGCUCCCUGAUCAAUGUCUCCAUCUGGAGGUUAAAUAGGCAGAAACAGUUGUAGUGAAGCACACGGCCGCUGAGCUUUGGCUGAGUCAUUCAGUUCCUUGGAGCCAUUUAUUUCAUUGUCAUUAUUCUUCAUGAGGAGAAAAAAAAAAAAAACAUUCGGCAGGAGCCUGUAGUGCAUUUCUGUGAAGUACAUCUAUAUUUUUCUAAGACUGUUUUAAGGAACAUUUUUGACAACUUGGUCAUAAUUUGUGUUCAUGUUUGACCACUAAGAAGGCACUAUAGUACAAAACAAACUGACCUGUUUAUGUGACAAGGAACUGUUUAAUCUGAUCUCCCACUAUUACAUCUUAGUAUUUGUAAUAAAGUUAAAUAUCUUAGUGCUUUGGUGAGAGAGGGAAUAGCUUACAGGGUCUGAGGUUUCUAACAUUUUAAACGGCAGAUUACAGGUUUUACUGUCAGUAUCAUGCAGGUCUGUAACAGAAGUUUUGCAGCUUUUUCUCUUUGGAUGAAGUAAAAAAUAAAGUAUGUCGUUCUCCUGCGGUCCUGCAUGGAUUGAAGGCGGGUCGUGUUCACUCCGGACUGCGUCGAGGUCACCAUUUGUUUGGACGUGGGGGCGGGCGCCUGUUCAAGAAGAAUCAACCAGCGUUAAUAUCUUAACCUUGUGACAUGCUCUUUGACAGGUGAUAACACGUCAGGAUCCAGUCAGGGGGAACGGCAAAGGUCAUCUGUAAUAAGGCUGGGUUUGGUGUUUAAAGGAGUUCAUUAUCCAUUCUCAGAGGAGGAUAUAAUUAGACACAAGCUUGAGUCUUUUAUUGUUGCAGCUAUGUGUAAAAAGACAACUUUAAUGGGAUUGUACUGCUGAAGGUUUCCACUAAUUUAGCACCGACUAUCUUUAUGAUGCCAAUGUAUAAAAAUAUUUCCCACCAACAGAUUUCAGGUUUUAUCAUUGUGCAAAUUCGCUGUAAGAUCUACAAAAUCUGUUAUGUUCUUCUUAUACAUUAAAAUGUGUUUUCCUGUUUA